UUCUUUUCCUGCUAAGAUCCUUUAAUUAAUAAGAGACUGCUGCCGUGAGCCAGCUGAAGCAAAAGGAAGGUUUCGUCAGCAAUUCCCAGUAAAUCAUGGUUCAGAUUAUUAAAGACAAGGAUGAAUUAAAAACAUUUUUGAAAGCCGCUGGAUGCAAACUUGUGGUGGUUGAAUUUUCAGCAAAAUGGUGUGGUCCUUGCAAAAGGAUUUAUCCUCUUAUUCGUGCAAUGUCUCUGCAGUAUGGAAAUGUGAUGUUUGCUAAUGUGGAUGUGGAUGAUUCUAAGGAGUUGGCCCAAGAGUAUCACAUCAACUCAGUACCCACAUUUCAGAUGUUCAAGCAAACCCAGAAGGUAACCCUAUUCUCAAGACUCAAAAGAGCAACUUGCUGCUAUGGAAAUGGAUUCGUGAGUGAGCCGAUUUUUGAAUUCUGUGGAGCUGAUGCUCAAAAAUUGGAAGCGAAGAUUCAAGAAUUAAUGUAAGCUGAUCUCCAAUAUGAAAUACAUUUGCAACUUUUUAAAAGGCCA
Messenger RNA from Suricata suricatta (meerkat), 524 nucleotides. It is a transcript of the gene TXNDC8, whose product is annotated as thioredoxin domain containing 8. The transcript has 6 exons. Gene Ontology annotation, molecular function: protein-disulfide reductase activity. The record is from RefSeq and is a predicted model, not a curated record. NCBI's taxonomy places the organism in Eukaryota, Metazoa, Chordata, Mammalia, Carnivora, Herpestidae. The coding region runs from base 96 to 479 and encodes 127 amino acids.